AUGUUCCAGUCGCGCGCUGCUGCCCGCCGUGUACAAACCCUCAGAUCCUGCAAGAGACCCUCUCUCUCACGCCCUGUCCUAAAUAAUAGAGAGAUAACUACCUAUCCUCGCAGAUCAUCCGCCGUCGCCACAGCGCACGCAUCGGGGUCGUCCAUUUACACCGACGACGCACAGCACCUCCACCCCGACGACCUCCACACUGACGAUCUCCCCAUCACCAGUCAGGACGCGAAUCAGGUCGCCGUCGGCUGGGACACACGCACCUGGUCUCGUUUUCACAACAUCUGGCUACGCGACCACUGCCGCUGUCCAAAGUGCUUCCAUCCCAUCACUAAACAGCGUCUCUUCAACACCUUCGAGAUCCCGAAAGAUCUGACACCGCUCCACGUCGACGCCAAACCCGGAGGGUUGCAAGUAACAUGGCCCUCGAAAGAACCACACGUCUCGGUCUACCCUUGGUCCUGGCUCCAGCUCAAUUCCUACGAUCCGCCAUUGAACAGAAAACAAGAAUCCAACGAAAAAAUUCUAUGGGGCUCCAAAAUCCAGCAAUCGCCACCAACAGUCGCGUACGAAGAAGUCAUGAACGACAAUAAUCACGGACUGUACAAAUGGCUCACCAACGUCCACAAAUUUGGAUUCUCUUUCGUGUCUGGGGUACCCGCCACUACCGAAGCUACUGAGGAACUCGCGCUGCGCAUAGGAUUCAUCCGCGAGACACAGUAUGGUAAAUUUUGGGACUUUACAUCCGAUCUGGCAAAGGGAGACACGGCGUAUACGACGCUCGCGUUGGGUGCCCAUACCGACAACACAUACUUUACGGACCCCUGCGGCCUUCAACUCUUCCACCUGCUCUCGCACACGCACGGAACGGGCGGGGCGACACUCCUCGUGGACGGGUUCUACGCCGCGUCGCUGAUGCGCGAGCUGCAUCCAUCUGCGUACCGCUUGCUUUCGGAGGUGCCGGUGCCGGCGCACGCGGCGGGAGACGCUGGGAGCCUAUAUGCGACGGGGGAGGGAUACCCUGUCUUGACGCACACGGGGCAGGGCGAGCUCGUGCAGGUUAGGUGGAAUAAUGACGAUCGGAGUGUGAUGCGUGGGUUGAGUGCGGAUGUUGUCGAGGAGUGGUAUGAGGCGAUUAGAUUGUGGAACAAGUGCCUUACGAGUCCGGACUCGGAGUAUUGGGUGCAGCUGCAGCCCGGGACGGCGGUCGUUGUUGAUAACCACCGCGUGCUGCAUGGGCGGUCGGCGUUCACGGGAAAACGCCGGAUGUGCGGCGCCUAUAUUGGCGUAGACGAGUAUAAGUCCAAGUUGGCCGUGCUAAGAGAACAGUUUUCGAACUCUUCCACAGGACAGGGAGAUGGAUUAGAGGAACAGGGUGGUAAGAGUUCCGGAGAGAAGGAGAGGGAUGUUUGGCACCCUUUGCUUUAA
This is a messenger RNA of Psilocybe cubensis, 1428 nucleotides long. RefSeq lists its product as uncharacterized. Gene Ontology annotation, cellular component: mitochondrion. Gene Ontology annotation, biological process: carnitine biosynthetic process. The transcript has 11 exons. Gene Ontology annotation, molecular function: trimethyllysine dioxygenase activity; iron ion binding. The record is from RefSeq and is a predicted model, not a curated record. Bases 1 to 1428 code for a protein of 475 amino acids. Lineage: Eukaryota; Fungi; Basidiomycota; Agaricomycetes; Agaricales; Agrocybaceae.